Messenger RNA from Ctenopharyngodon idella (grass carp), 8946 nucleotides. RefSeq names its product low density lipoprotein receptor-related protein 8, apolipoprotein e receptor (gene lrp8). Lineage: Eukaryota; Metazoa; Chordata; Actinopteri; Cypriniformes; Xenocyprididae. The record is from RefSeq and is a predicted model, not a curated record. Gene Ontology annotation, molecular function: calcium ion binding; protein binding. The coding region runs from base 107 to 3175 and encodes 1022 amino acids. The transcript has 18 exons.
AUUCAAACUGGUAUCGAAAGCAGAGUGGAGCUUGUGGAGAGUCAGAGCGCAGACAGCACGGAGACAGGAGGUAGAGACUGUACAGUACGCCCUUUUCAUAUUCCGUAUGAGCACAACGUCUUUAUUUGUGAAGAUGUGGACGGCUAUAGGGAAACUGCUGCUUUUACAUAUGAUACUCGUGGGCUUUCUGCUGGUGAAUGGAACUAAACCGGACUGUGAAAGCGGUCAGUUUCAGUGCAGGAACGGCAGAUGUAUCCCGACUCCAUGGAGAUGUGAUGAUGAUGAUGACUGCUCGGAUAACAGCGACGAGGAGAACUGCCCAAAAAAGACAUGUGCUACGACAGACUUUGCAUGUAAGAAUGGGCAGUGUGUCCCGGCUCGAUGGAGGUGUGACGGAGAACCAGAGUGUCCAGACGGUUCGGAUGAAGCAGACUCCACCUGCAGUGAGUACAGUCGGCAGACGUGUCCACCAGAGAAGUUUGACUGUGGUGGCUCGACAAGCAAGUGUGUGUCGUUGUCAUGGCGCUGCGAUGGUGAAAGGGACUGUGAAAAUGGAGCAGAUGAGGAGCAGUGUGCUGCAGAUGCCAAGGCUUGCCCUUCUAAAGAGUUCCAGUGCCGUAACCGUCUGUGUGUGGCUCCCACAUUCGUUUGUGACGGAGAUGAUGACUGCGGCGAUGGCAGCGAUGAGGAAAAGUGCACAGCGGCCACCGCCAGUACCUGCGGGCCGCACGAGUUCCGCUGUAACGACUCUGAGUGUAUCCCAGCGCCGUGGAGCUGCGACGGAGACCCCGACUGCAGAGACAAGUCGGACGAAUCUUUGGAGCGGUGCAGUCGUAGGACAGAGCCUCAAAAGCCCCAUUGCGCCGCGGGGGAGUUUCGGUGCAGGAGCGGAGAGUGCAUUCACCUUAACUGGAAAUGCGACGGGGAUGUAGACUGCAAGGACAAGUCUGAUGAGGCCAACUGUCCUGUGCUGACCUGCCGUCCUGAUGAGUUCCAGUGUGGCGAUGGAUCCUGCAUUCACGGCACUAAACAGUGUAACAAAGUGCACGACUGUCCAGAUUUCAGCGAUGAGGCUGGCUGCAUCAACAAAACCACCAAAUGUGAAGGUCCGCUGAAGUUCAUGUGUAAGAGCGGGGAGUGUAUUGAUAGCAGCAAAGUGUGCGACAGUAUCAAGGACUGCAAGGACUGGUCUGAUGAGCCUGUGAAGGAGUGUGGUCUGAAUGAAUGUGCCAUUAACAACGGCGGCUGCUCUCACAUAUGUAAGGACCGUCAGAUCGGCUAUGAGUGUGAAUGCCCUUCGGGCUACAAGCUCCUGGACAAGAAGACUUGUGGAGACAUAGAUGAAUGCGAGAACCCUGAUGCCUGCAGUCAAAUAUGUAUCAACCUCAAAGGCGACUACAAAUGUGAAUGCUACGAGGGCUACGAGAUGGACCCAGUUACAAAGACGUGUAAAGCAGUGGGUAAAAGCCCAUGUCUUAUGUUUACUAACCGGCAUGAGAUCCGCCGCAUAGACCUGGUGAAGAAGGACUAUACGCAGGUAGUGCCGACCCUGAAGAAUGCUGUGGCCCUAGAUGUGGACGUUACCACCAACAAGAUGUACUGGUGUGACCUUUACCAUCGCAAAAUCUUCAGCGCAUAUAUCAACAAAGCCAGCGAUACUUCUCAACAGAUCACGCUCAUAGACACUGCGCUACAUUCCCCAGAGGGCUUAGCAAUGGACUGGGUCCAUAAGAACAUCUACUGGACCGACUCUGGACACAAAACUAUCUCUGUCGCAACUGCCGAUGGCAAGAAGAGGAAGGUGUUGAUCGACACAGAGCUUGGCGAACCACGUGCCAUCGCCGUUGAUCCAAGACAAGGGUUCAUGUACUGGUCGGACUGGGGAACGCAGGCCAAGAUCGAGAAAGCCGGAAUGAAUGGGGUAGAUCGACAGGUUCUGGUUUCAGAGAGGAUCGAGUGGCCCAAUGGGAUUGCGCUUGAUCUAUCUAGUAGACGACUCUACUGGGUAGAUUCCAAGCUUCAUCUGAUUUCCAGUGUGGACCUGAAUGGAGACAACCGUAGAGUUUUGCUGUCCUCCAUGGAUCAUCUGGGACAUCCCUUCGCCCUGACUCUUUUUGAGGACCGUGUUUACUGGACGGACUUGGAGGAUGAGGCCAUCUACAGUGUGAAUCGACUGACAGGGCAUGAUGUGGCAAUGCUGGCUCAGGAUCUCAACAACCCACUGGAUGUGGUGGUGUUCCAUGAGCUCCGGCAGCCUAAAGCUCCAGAUACAUGCAACAUGGGGAGUUUGCCCAAUGGAGGCUGUGAAUACCUGUGCCUCAGAGCUCCUCAGAUCACAGACCACUCGCCCAAGUACACGUGUGCCUGCCCCGACAGCAUGGAACUGGGCCCGGACAUGCGCCGCUGUGUGACAGUCAAACCCAAAACAACAACUGCUGCAAGUACAACCAUUAUUUCAACAACACUAGAACCUUCUAUUACUGUGACUUCUACAACCACCACUCCAACUACAAGCACCAGUACCCCUGCAACCACCAGUACAUUCACUACAACCACACCUAAAACAGCAGCAUCAAGUACAACCACCACCAGCCCCAGCACAUCCACUCAUUCCAGAACACAUCAUUCCACCACCACACACUCCAUGGCCACUUCAACAAUGGUGACCACUCAGUCCAGCACUACAGCACCAUGGAAACAGCCAACCUCCACUCAGACGACAGCAGAUCACAAACAGACGUCUACAACCAUUGCCCACGGCAACAGCAUACAAGGGGCCAAUGCCAAUCUCUCUCAUCGAGCUGGCAGUGGAAAUGACCACUUCCUCCUUGGUAGCAAUAUAACUGUUGCAGUUCUGGGUAUUGUCAUUCCAAUAGUUCCUAUCCUUGCCACAGUGGUCAUCGGCCUGAUGUGUACCGGAGGAUACCUGGUGUGGCGCAACUGGAGGAGAAGGAAUACCAAGAGCAUGAACUUCGACAACCCCGUUUACCGCAAGACCACAGAGGACGAUGACGACGAAAUCCACAUCGGCCGCAGCGAGCAGAUCGGCCACGUCUACCCAGCAGUGAGUGGCAGUGCCAGACAGCCAUACCUAGCACUGCCACUGGGGGGCGGUAUCCCAGACCCGGCAGCUCAUUGGUACUCAGGGGCACCUAUGCUGUCCAGUGCGAAGUGAACAAAGGGAGCAAGGCAAUAGUAUAAAAACGAGGGUGGGGCUAAGACAAAAAUCCCUAAGAGAGGGCAUUAUGCUGCCUCUUUCCUCACUCAUAUUUAUACUCAUAAUUCACCACACAUUUUCAUUCAAAUGUAUGUUUAAUUAUUUAGUGUAUGGAUUACCAUGUGAAGUUUAAUUAGUUGACUGUUUCCCAUAGGCUGCAUUCUAAAUCACAUACUCUCUAAGUAGGUACUUUUUUUGAAGUAGUUAAAAAGUACCUUUUAUAUAGCAUGAAUGUGUGUAGUAUGAAUUUAAUCUGGACAUACUACAUUCGCCAUGUUGUCAUCAUGUUACCUACCAGCGUUCGCUGCUUAGCUUCACUGCCAUUCACAAAUCCUCUCUCAUGGGAUAAUAAAGUGUCCAUUUGAUGCACACUUCAGUAUCUCGCUUGAAGUAAUAGGUCAUCCGGGAACUUUUCGCUACUCUUUCUUGAAUACUGUAUUUCGGGCAUUCUACUCUUUUCGCAUACUGUUUUUCACCUACUGUAUAGUAGGGAAGUAUGCGAUUUCGGAUGCAGCCAUAGUCUUCGUUUUUUCGUGUUGUGUGUGUGUGUAAAGCUUUAAAUGCUUUCCAUGUUUGAAAGCUUUGAAAUUGUGCUCUCCCAUUAUCCCAUAGUUGUUGUUUUUUUAUUAUUAUUAAUUAAGUAUAAUUGCUUUAGGGAUGAGCAAUUAGCACCUUAACUGACUGGACAAUCUUUUAAUAUUUUAUAAUUUAUUUAUUUAUUGAGGUGUUUUGCUGUAUAUUUAUUUGGGUGAUGAAAUGAUUUAUUCAUAUAUUCACGUAAAUGUCGGCCUGGGCUGAAAUAGUAAACAGUUAGUCAGAUGGAGGGAUUAUAACAGUGUGUUUUAAGCUUCCUGUGCUACAGUCGGCAUGUCAAGCACAAGCAGAGAUAAAGACAUCAGUCGCGCGGCAGCAACGGGGCGGGCCGCCCCAGUGGCAUAACAGGAUUCUCUCCAGCGCCCCACACGUCGCACACUUCACAGUGUGUGUGUGUGUGGGGAUCUGCAUAUCGGAUGUUUCUCCUACUCCAUGGGCCUUCUCAUUCUUUUCUAUGUAUUUAUUUCUCUCCCUCUUUCUCUCAACACGUGUAACUGUUUUUUAUCUGCUCUCCGCAGCGCGUGGCGCUCAGUCCUGACGAUGAGGGAUUCCUCUGAGGGCGAUUCUCGCUCUUGCUCUCUCCUUCUCCAUCCCCGAAUCCAUGCGUCCUUUAGUCCUCCAUCUCUCCUUCCAUCGAGGAGAUCGCACGAGACAACGCAGCGAGGCACAAAGAGCCAAAAGGACACAAGAGCACUUGCUCUCCACAGCUGAGAGCUACAAACUGGGUUUGUUUUCUCGUAGUGUCUUUUUUAGCCCAUAAACCCUCAGUUGGGCAAUAAUCACUAGUUCUACAAUUAAACUACUAGCAUCAUUCCUGCUCUUUGUCAGUAGUAGUAGUAGUGCUGUUUAAUGAUGACUAACCUCAUAGCUCAUCACGUCAGUAGUCGCUAACACUCAGUGGCUCUCCCGCUGCGCUCGUGCUGUAGAUUUUUUUAAAAUAGAAAUAGUUUUAUUACUGGUUAAGCUGGUUUGAGUUGAACUGGCUUGCCCAUCACAGGGCAGAACCCAUUGGAGAGAAUUGUGGGCAAUCCACCUCAUCAGCAUGGGAGAUGUAUAGAAGUAAAAUAUGAAAAAGGAUGGAGAUGGGAUGAGGAAAAUUCAUAUUUGCAGACAUAAAACACACAAAUUCCACUAUGCAGCUGUUAUGCAUUCACAUAAUCUCACGAACAAAUAAUAUACCACAAGUAAACAAGUCUGUACUUUCCUGUACUCCAAAUACUUCCAAUGCCAUGACUACUGUUCCUUCAUGUCUUCCAUGGUCACUUAAAUUCAGAUUGGACCCUUCUAAAAGAUCUGCGGCCACUGUCUGGAGUUGAAGGGUUUCACCUCCCAACUUUGAGAGGCAAUAUAUAUUUCCCUAUUUAUUUAUUUCACCAGCAUUGGGGCUUCCGUUUUUCUCAAGUUUCUAAGACCAACUAAAAUCUUCCUGCCCAGGCACAUUUAUAUCCCCAAAACCUCAGCUCAGGACAUCCGUUGUUCUAAAAUAUUAUCAUUUAUCGCUACAAUCUGUGUGGCUUAUCACAAGCACACUAAUAGAUAUGGUACCCAGGGUUUGAUAAUGGCUAAAUUGCUGUUUGUUCAUAUCUACAGUCUAGAUCGCUCCCUCUCAGACAUGCAAAAACACGAACACACACUCCCUCUCCCAAACACAAGCGUGUCUUUUCCGCCCCUACAUUCGUCAUGCCUCGGGUAAAACUCUUUAGCAUUUAGCAUGCUGACAACAAGACACCGCCUGCCAUAUUGGGUGGCUUAAUGGUGUGAUAGAUUAGAGUCGUAGAUCAAAGCUUUGCUCCUCUGAACAGUCAUCUGUUCAGCGCAUGGCACAGGAAAUGAGGAGUCUGAAUAUAGGCUUCCUGUACAAACUCUCUCCAUGUGAUGAAUGAGUGCUUGGUUAUUUCUGUAUCACUGUCAGAGGGACACUGACUGAUUGGACAGAUGUUUAAAAAAACAGGUUUUGACCCACCUGGAUAUGCCUGUUGAUAAAAACCAUCAAACCAGCCACAGGUUUUUUGCUGGUCCUAGUUAGGCUAGUCAACUUUAAUGGUUUAAAGGGGAUUGAAUGAUUCAGAGCAGUGGUUAUCAAUCUUUUUCAGUCCUUCGUUCAAAGGGCCUCUAAUCUAAACUUAAAAAAUGUCAGUUUAAUUUGGUACUUUUAUUUUUAGCUUUUUUAGCAUUUGAAUUAAGAGUCAUUUUAAGACUCAAAUUGGGGCCCCACUGGAAGUUUGCCCUCUUGUGGGCCCCGUCCCCUGUUUGAGAUCCACUGAGAGUCAUCAACUUAAACCAGCUAAAAACCGUAGGCUGGAUUAAGAUUUUGCUUGGCAUAUAGCACUAGUCAUGCCCUUUAUUGGAGACUUCCGAAAGGCAUUGCUGGGUCCCUGAGACGCGUAUGUUUGGUUCUGGCCACAUUUGGUUCAUGUGGGUGGUCUCGCAUCUGGAGUGGUUCUUUGUUCUUGCCACCUUUGCUCCUCUCUGCUGUGAUGAGGCAUCUUAUGUGCAGCGCUUGUAAAACAUCCCUCCACAUUUCAAAGAAUCCUCCAUUAAGUCACUGUUUGUUUUCCAUUAGGAAUAGAGACAGUGUGGGAGGUUCGUUGCUCAGGCUUUUGUCUGUGAGGAUUAAAGAACUGCAGUUUCUUGUUCGUUCUCUGAAUACAGUGGACUAUCAGAUGGACUUGAGAUGUCUGACAUGAUUUGGAGAUAACAGGCCUGAUAUCAAUAUUAUAGUUAAUUUGAUGAAUCUUCAUUCAUCCUUAAUCAUUUCUCAUAUCAAACUGUUUAUACAGUGGAAAGUAUAAUUAAUAAUAAAUAGAUUUUAUAGAUUUUUUUUUUUUAUUUGAAGCGAUAACAUUUUUGAUUACUUUCACAUGUCACUUCUGAAAAUGUGGAACUGAAGUAUUUGAUUCGAAAAUCUCAGACUAGCAAUACAGGGUAAACAAACUGCUUCAUGUGCUUUUUCAGACUGUCAUGUCAUAAAUUAUUGUUUGAUCAUUAUCAACUUGGUCUCUUCAGAAAAAAAAGCCUUAAACCAGCCUAAUCUAGUUUGCUGGUCUUCUUAGGUCUGGUUUUCUGCUUUUAGAAGCAUUUUUUAGAGGAACUUACCACCUGGUUUAGACUGAAAGACUGGACACCAGGUUAGGGGACCAACUAAGAUGAGAAAAACAGCCUUAACUGGUUUUAGAUUAAUUUUGGACAUUAGCUGGUUAAGAUUGAAAGAGAAAGCUUGUCGACCAGCUGAACCAACUGGACAUCAGGAUGGAAGACCAACAUAGACCAGGAAAAACAGCCUAAACUGGUUUUAGUUGGGUUUUGAGCACAUGUCAGCUGGUCAGGCUGGGAGACCAGCUUGUUGGCCAACUAAACCAACUGGACACCAGCUUGGCCAGGCCAGGGGACCAACUAAGACCAGUAAAAACAGCCUAAAUAGGUCUUUGAAGGGUUUUGGGCACUUGUCAGUUGAUCAUGCUGGGAGACCAGCUUGCUAACCAGCUAAACCAACUAAAAACCAGCAUGACCAGACUGGAAGAACGGUUAAGACUAGCAAAUAAGCUUAGGCCGUUUUAAUCGUUUUUUAUUUUCUGAAGGGGCAUCAUGCACAUUUCUUUUUCCUGACCCCAACGUCAUCGUUGUUAUCAGGUGCUGCUCUAGAGUUAGCUCCAAAAAAAAAAAAAAAAGUGUUUUUAUGGAAACUUUGUUACAUUGAGGUUUCUACAGACUGAUCUCUUAGCAUAUUAUAAUUUAGAAUGUGUGGGACACAACAUUGAAAAAUACAUGCACGGUGUGGUCACAGAAGGUUCUAGAACAGGCUUUUAGACCCUUUGGAUUUUCUGCCUCUCUGUAGAUAACAAGCAGUACUUUGUGACCGUCGUCCAUCAUUCUUACUCUAUGCAUAUGUAACGGCGAGUCCUGCCUUCCUAUAGCACUGCAGGGACUCGUCACGCUGCUCCUUCACCCCACUCCACUGUGACUAACAUUCGUAAUGUCUGUAACUCCUCUUCAUCACUGUCUACCUGUCAUCCCCAUCAGCCCAACAAGUAGGACAUUGCUUUCGAAAGGGCUACCAUUCUUUUACAAUGGACGAUACACUGGACAAUACGCUGGAACCUCUCCUGGAACAGUGCUUCUUAGUUUGGUGGACUUGUAGAGCUGAACUGCUGUCUCUAAAUGGAUGAAUCGGGUCCUCCGCACCCAUGGUAACAUUCCCGUCUGUUCUCUUUGUGACCUGUGUAAAAAAAUGACCUCUAUUUUGGUUUCCCCCUAUGAGAUCAUGUUGACAUGAUGUAUAUUACUUGAAGAACUGUUCAAUUUUUUGUAUGGUUUGUAGGUGUUAAAUUUCAGGAGAGGGGAAGGAGGGCCUGUCAUUACUGUCAUUUGAGGAAACGUGUGUCCCGGUCAUUCCAUAGCUGUUUGGAGACAUUUUGUAUGCUGUUUGUUGCACAAACUUUUUCAAGAAGCCUUCUGCACUGUGUAAAUGAUUACAUAGGAUGGGGGAAGGGUGACCGUUGCAGUCCAAUGAGUUUGAAUCAUGAUUUGUAAAUAUGUUUUCAUACAGCGAAACUUUUGAUAAGGUUUUAAACAUUUCUUGUAAAAAGAAGAUGUGUAUAUUAGUCUCCUGGACGAAAAAGAGUGUAGACCAUACAUGGAUUUAUUUGUACUCAAGAGCACUGGAUUUCUUUACUACUUGAUUGUAACUAAAACUUAAUAAUCUGCCAAAGUGUUUUCUCUUCUUUUUUCUUUUUUUUUUCUCUUCCUCCUGGUCUGAAUUUUAUUUUUGCUUUUUAACUGUAAACAUUGCAGAAAUAGUGUUUAAUUUGUGUUUGUACAUUUAUUUAAUAGAUCAAUUAAAUUGUAAUUCUAUUUAAUAGGUUACACUCAGUGGUGAAAGAGAGGGUUAGUUUAAUUUAUUGGUGCCUUGUUUGUGUUCAUGUAUUUUUUCCAAUAAUGUCAAAUUUUGUUUGCUUUUCUCGUGUCUGUGUCAGUGGGUUGGAGGUGGUGGGAAUAGAGAGGGGGUUUUAACGUUAGCAAAAUUAUACUUACAUGGAAUAUCUGUACUGUAUGCCAAAAUGGUCUCACUCACGUUUCUAUGAAAUUCAAGUUGUUGAUAAAUAUCUAUAUAUUGAUAUAUUAAAUUGUUAAAAAUC